UGGGGGGGGAGAUGCAGCAGCGAGAGGACGCCCACUUUUCUGAAAUGAUGGUGGUGAUGAGCGCGUGCCAAAGCGCGAGGAAAAGACGCCAAAUAAUGUCCUCCUUUUGCGCGAAUAACGGAUUUCCCGAGCCGAUUCGUGGUGGAAGCGCGAGGCUGACAUCUCCCUGUCUCCAUUCAUUGGCUUCGGCUCUCCUCUUGGAUGAGAUGAGUGGCUGGAUCUGACAUUCUUUUCGUUGUUUUUGUUUUUUGUUUUUUUGUUUUUUUUGCGGAGUUUCAGCCCGUACCUCGCUGCGCACACGGCUCGUUUUGGACACGGCGCGAACCAAAAAACGGGGUGGAAGAUGCUGCUGCGAUGCUACCGGGGAAAGCUAUCGGUUUGGGCCGCUUUGUGCUUGCUGGUGCUCUGCUGGUUCUACGUCUACCCCGUGUACAGAAUGCCGCGCGAUAAGGACGUAGCGGAGGAGGUGCUGAGGCAGGGAGACGCGUGGACCAAGAACCAGACGGGCAUCGAUCUGUUCAGGAAGUGGCUGUCCGAAUGCUGUGAUCCCGGCAGAAUGUUCGCGGUAACCAAGGAGAACUCCCCGAUGGGCAAAGUCCUGUGGUACGACGGAGAAUUCUACCACUCCCACACCGUCAACAACGAGACGUACCAGCUGUUUGUGAAGGACAACCCUCUGCAGCUGCCCCUGAAGAAGUGCGCGGUGGUGGGGAACGGAGGGAUCCUUCGUCACAGUAAAUGUGGCCGGGACAUCGAUCAGGCCGACUUCAUCAUGAGGUGUAAUCUGCCUCCGCUCUCAAAGGAGUACACAGAAGACGUGGGAACCAGAACACACCUGGUCACGGCCAACCCCAGCAUCAUCGAGAAGAGAUUUCAGAACCUGCUGUGGUCGAGGAAGGCGUUCGUGGACAGCAUGAAGGCCUACGGCUCCAGCUACAUCUACAUGCCCGCCUUCUCCAUGAAACCGGGCACGGAUCUGUCUUUACGGGCACACUACGCCCUCUCCGACACCUCCUCCGACAUCACCAUGCUCUUCGCCAACCCCGAAUUCCUCCGCACCGUCGGAAAGUUCUGGAAAUCUCGCGGGGUGCACGCCAAGAGACUCUCCACGGGUUUAUUUCUGGUCAGCUUAGCGUUAGGUCUGUGCGAAGAAGUGACUGCGUACGGGUUCUGGCCUUUUUCCAUGGGCCUGGACGGGCAGCCGAUCAGCCAUCACUACUACGACAACAUCCUUCCUGAUAAGUGGUUUCACGCCAUGCCCGAGGAGUUUGUGCAGCUUUGGCAUUUGCACAAAAGCGGCACACUAAGGAUGCGGGUUGGACACUGCCCCCUACAGGAAGGAGGGUCAUAGACAGCUGAUAAGAUUGGACUACGUGUCAUAGGAAGCAGAUGUCUCUCUACCGAUUCAGCAAACUCACAAAAAACUGCUGCGUAAGUGUGGAUAUGAUCUGCUCCGUGUUUAUUUACAUUACAAUGAACUACUCCAGAAUAGGGGGGGUAGAUGAAGUAGGAUAGACAGUCUCAAAAGCAGAAUUUUCCCCCGUGUGAAAACUAUAAAAUGCAUGAAUGUGGUUUUGCAAAUGGGGACCAACCUGGUGCAAAGUAACAUCUGAAUCUGAACAGUCGGGGGCUGCUUUUUGUCUUCUGUGUCUCACUAUGGACCCGCGUGACCAAGCUCCCCCAGUGGGUUUUUGUUGAAUACAGAAGGAGAAGAAGAAGAGAAGGACCCGGGGGGGAUUAUAAAUGCACUGAAUAGACCAAGUGAAUCCAAGGAGCGAGGAGAGGAGAGGUAAUGGUGUCCUAACUUGAAAAACAAAGGAAACUGCAAACGCUAAAAUGACUUGAAUUGAAAAUAUUAACCAAAAUUUGAAAACUUUUGCCAAUUAUAACUUAUUCACUUGUUAUAACUACACAAUUUGACCUGUUUCAAGAUAUUUAUGGUUUGAAUCUAGUAGUAUUGUUUGUGAGUGCUUUAUUAAUACACCAGCUUAAAAAUAAUGUACUGUAUUUUUCGGACUGUAAGUCAUUCCGGAGCAUAAGUCGCACCAGCCAAAAAAUGCGUAAUGAAAAAAAAAAAACAUAUAUAAGUCGCACCAGUCAAUAAGUUGCACUUUUUUGGGGAAAAUUAUUUAUAAAAUCAGACCAGGGACCGACAUUUCAUCUGGAAAGGGAAGUGUUAGGUUUAUCUAGACAUUUAAAAACAAGAAGAAAGACAAGAGAUUAAUUCAGUUUUACUCAUGAGGAGAACGGGCAGAGAGUGGGCAUCAGGCCAACAGUCUCCACACGUUCUGAUGACUCAAGGCCGUUCUCCUCUUUUUAUUUCAUUAGGAGGCCCUAGUUACAGAAUGAUAAUUCUCAAGGGGAAGGGGAAACAGCAAAGACAUAAUAAGAAACUGGUGCAGCUAUGCAUAGUACAAACACAUAAAACAUGAUUAACAAUCAGGAGGUGCCUUAGGUUUGGUCAGACACCAUCAUAACUCUUGCAUGUGUGACAGUGGAAGUUGGCUUCAUGUGAGGAAUCAUCUCGAGGUUCACUAGAGCGAUAGGACACUGCACACAGUUGUCAAACACAAAGAGGUUAUUCAUUUUCAUACAAGUGAUUGGUACAUUAUAAAUCAAAGAAUUGUAGUACAUAAAUGGUUAACUCAUAGGCCUAGAAUAUCACACAAGUAUUUAGCAAAUAUGGGAUAAUACAAUUAUUCUGACAGAAAGUUACAGUAAUAAUAACAGAACAGAGAGCAACAAACUGAAUAGGCGUCUAGUAUAUAACGUAACAUAUUUAGUCUUUUUUUGAACUUUUUCAAGUUAUUCAGAUAAUUAUAGCAGAAACAAUAUAACAUAACAAGUUUACUAGUCUCUCCAUCUCACUCCAAAUCACUAAAUCCAUUAAAUUCUUCAUCCUCUGUGUCAUUUCUGAACAACUUUGCGACCUCCAGAGGUAAACAGAGCGCCGCUUCCUCUUCUGCGUAGUUGUCGUCAGACUCAGCGUCAGUUCCAGUCAGAAUUAUUCCGUCCUUUCUGAAUCCCGACAGGAUGGUUUCGGUGUCACUGAAGUCCAGGCUUUGUCGAUCCAUCCAGUGACUUCCAGGAAAGUUGGAUGGUGCACCCUCCCAGUUGCCGUGAAGUUGUGUUCUCCAUCCCCGCUUUCCACCAGUCCCUCACAAGUUUCUCGCUCACUCCAACCUUUCUUUCUGCGACUCGAUUACCGUUUUCGGCUGAAUAUUUCACUAUUUGCAGCAGGACAGCGGCUUUUUCUGCAAGAAACAUGCGCAGUAGAGCGAAGUGACAGUGGUACAGGAGUAACAGGAGCAGCAGAUACUGACGCACAAGCCUAGAGCCUCUCGCUGCUGUCAGUGUGAAAAUUUUAAUAUGU
Boleophthalmus pectinirostris (great blue-spotted mudskipper) is the source of this 3373-nucleotide messenger RNA. RefSeq names its product ST8 alpha-N-acetyl-neuraminide alpha-2,8-sialyltransferase 1 (gene st8sia1). The record is from RefSeq and is a predicted model, not a curated record. Gene Ontology annotation, biological process: oligosaccharide metabolic process; N-glycan processing. Lineage: Eukaryota; Metazoa; Chordata; Actinopteri; Gobiiformes; Gobiidae. The transcript is spliced from 5 exons. The coding region runs from base 344 to 1351 and encodes 335 amino acids. Gene Ontology annotation, molecular function: alpha-N-acetylneuraminate alpha-2,8-sialyltransferase activity.